Rubroshorea leprosula is the source of this 1022-nucleotide messenger RNA. Lineage: Eukaryota; Viridiplantae; Streptophyta; Magnoliopsida; Malvales; Dipterocarpaceae. The record is from the annotation of a GenBank genome assembly.
CAAGGCUUAACUCCACCUCCACCAUGUAUGCUGAACAAGAAACUGAUGAGGUUUAUGCACAAAUAGCUUUGCUUCCUGAAGCAGAUCAAACUGAGCCAACAACACCAGAUUUGUGUCCUCCUCAGCCUCCAAGACCUAAGUUUCACUCAUUUUCCAAGGUUUUAACUGCUUCUGAUACAAGCACCCAUGGAGGUUUUUCAGUUCUCCGUAAGCAUGCCACUGAAUGCCUUCCCCCACUGGACAUGAACCAGCCGACCCCAAUGCAGGAAUUGAUUGCCAAAGAUCUUCAUGGCUAUGAGUGGCGCUUCAAGCAUAUUUUCAGAGGUCAACCACGGAGGCACUUGCUUACAACAGGAUGGAGUACUUUUGUCACUUCAAAGAGACUAGUUGCUGGUGAUUCCUUUGUAUUCCUGAGGGGGGAAAAUGGGGAGUUGCGUGUUGGAGUUAGGCAUGUUGCUCACCCGCAAAGUAGUAUGCCAUCAUCAGUGAUUUCAAGUCAGAGCAUGCACCUGGGAGUGCUUGCAACUGCAUCUCAUGCUAUUGCAACCCAAACCCUCUUGGUCGUCUAUUACAAACCAAGGACGAGUCAGUUCAUCAUCAGUGUGAAUAAAUAUCUAGAGGCUGCCAACAAUAAGUUUGUAGUAGGCAUGAGGUUCAAGAUGAGGUUUGAGGGAGAGGAUUCUCCUGUGACAAGGUUUUCAGGCACCAUUAUCGGGGUUGAUGACUUUUCUCCUCACUGGAAAGAUUCAAAAUGGCGAUCAUUAAAAGUUCAAUGGGAUGAGCCUGCAUCUAUCCCAAGACCUGACAAGGUUUCACCAUGGGAGAUAGAACCCUUUGCGGCUCCCACACCACCAAAUCUGGCACCACCAGAUGCAGUGAAAAACAAAAGGCCUCGACUAACCACAGAAAUUCCUGCCCUAGGUAAUAGAAAACUUCCUGAUUCAUUGCUUCUCUGGUACAGAUUGAGUUCAUUAAAUCUAAUUCUUUGAACCCUAAAUUUAGCUUCAGCUGCAUCUGCUCCU